This is a messenger RNA of Penicillium angulare, 1455 nucleotides long. RefSeq lists its product as uncharacterized. Lineage: Eukaryota; Fungi; Ascomycota; Eurotiomycetes; Eurotiales; Aspergillaceae. The transcript has 2 exons. Bases 1 to 1455 code for a protein of 484 amino acids. The record is from RefSeq and is a predicted model, not a curated record.
AUGGCCGAUCCCCCAUUAUCUCCGGGUACCUCACCCCGCAAUUCAUCAUCCACUCCGGCCCUCCGCCGCCGCGGUCUCGGUCUCCCCGCGCGAACCACACUUGAAGCCAUCCCGGACUGGCCUGAGCGCCGAAAUUCCACACUAUCAGACUCUAUCUCAGAGGCCAGACACUCAAUACGGUCUUCUACGGAUGAUUUGUUCCUGCCACGGGUUGCUAGGCAUGAUGAUGGUCCCAUUGCGACGGAAGAGUCCCAUUGGCACUCCGCACCACUGGGCUUGGCGCUAUUACCGGCUAUUGCAGGAGUUUUGUUCAAGAAUGGAAGUGCAUUCGUGACAGAUGUUACUAUAUUGGUUCUGGCGGCGAUAUUUCUCAAUUGGUCUGUUCGAUUACCAUGGGACUGGUAUCGAGCAGCACAGGCAAGUCACCCCGAACGAUCAGGAUACGAACAUACAAACGAGCCCAGCGAAACCAUAAGCGCACCCGAUGAAGCAAUAGAAUCAGGCGACGAGUCACAGUCACAGCCUCAUCCCCAGACUCAACGACGAGCACCCAACGAAGCAGCCCUCAAAGAACUGCAAAUCCACGAACUUGCGGCGCUCGCCUCAUGCUUCAUAUUCCCAGUAAUAGGCACCUGGCUCCUCCACGGUAUACGACACAGUCUCUCCAGACCAUCAGAAGGACUAGUCUCAAACUACAACCUAACCAUCUUCCUGCUCGCAUCGGAGAUCCGACCCUUCGCCCACCUCCUAAGACUCGUUCAAGCACGAACCCUCCACCUUCAACGCAUCGUCGCCUCUUCCCCAGAUGAGCCACGCCAAACCCUAUCAAAGGUUCAAGACCUCACAAAGCGUCUCGAAGAACUAGAAGCCCAUGUCGCAGAAACAGCCUCCCGCUACACAAAAUCAAAAUCACCCUUACCAGAUGGCUCUCAACACGAAGACGCCCCUUCUCUACUUACACAAUCUGUCGUCGAAGCUCGACGAGCUCUAACGCCAGACAUCGAAGCCUUAAACCGUGCUGUACGCCGCUAUGAAAAACGUACCGCUCUAACAACCCUCCAAUCAGAUACACGUUUCCAGCAGCUAGAAGCACAAACUCGCGAUGCGAUAGCACUAGCUGCUGCAGCACAGCGUUCAAGCUUAUCGCGUCGCCCAAGUUAUGCAUUCAUUUUACUUGAUUGGGCAUGUGCGUGCGUGGUUGUUCCCGCUCAACUUGGACUCUCUGUUCUUAAUCUCCCGAGCCGUGUCGCGACAAGUUGUUUUACAGCUGCGAGAAAGAUGGUAGGUCUUCAUCGUGAGGGAGUUCGGAAUACACAGCCUCGUUCGAAAUCUAGUAAGGGGAAAAUGGCACAGACGGCAAGCUCUAAGUUCCAGAGACAAUCUUCUGGUCCUAUGUCGUUUGCGCAGCAGCCUUCUGUUCAAGGGACGGAUGUGAAGGGGGCACCGGCUCGCUAG